AUGGCCACCCGCACCGUUCUUAUUCUCGGCUCAGGCCCCCGUAUCGGCGAUGCUGUUUCCGAAAAGUUCGCCGCAGAGGGAUACAAAGUCGCCCUUGUAUCGAGGAAAGGGACAAACUCGAUCAAUGAGAAAGGCUAUCUUUCGCUCCAGGCCGAUUUUGCCAAUACCGAUCCCAGCCUCCUAGCCUCCAUCUUCGACAAAGUCAAGAGCGAGUUCAAGGCGGCUCCUAGCGUAGUCAUAUACAAUGCUGGGUCUAUCACUCCUCCGCCUGAUGAAAAUUCGGCUCGUGUCACCAACGACUUGAACGUCAAUGUUGUCAGCCCGUACAUUGCAGCACAAGAGGCUAUCAAACACUGGGAAACUCUGCCCACGGGGGAAAAGAAGUUGUUCAUCUACACAGGCAACAUUACAAAUGUCGCUAUAGUGCCUGUACCCCUUUUGUUGAACGCUGGUAUGGGAAAGGCGGCGUCCGCCUACUGGCUUGGUGUUGCUGACGGGGCAUACGCAGCCAAGGGUUACCGAUUCAUUUACGCCGACCAGCGCCAAGCGGAUGGCAAGCUCGCAGGCCCAACGGUUAACGGGCCUGCGCAUGCAGAUUUCUUUACGCAGUUGGCGGCGAGCGGCGCUGAGAAUAUCCCGUGGCAUGCCACGUUUGUCAAGGACAAAGGCUAUGUCAAAUUCUAG
Talaromyces proteolyticus is the source of this 684-nucleotide messenger RNA. RefSeq lists its product as uncharacterized. The record is from RefSeq and is a predicted model, not a curated record. Lineage: Eukaryota; Fungi; Ascomycota; Eurotiomycetes; Eurotiales; Trichocomaceae. The coding region runs from base 1 to 684 and encodes 227 amino acids. The transcript has 3 exons.